GUGAAGCGGCUGCAGUCACAGGAACUGCAGUUCUCAGAUGUUGACACACAAAGCCUCUAAAACUCGCUCAAAAUCAACCUGCCAGUAAUGAGAAGCACGGCAUGGCAGACAGACAGGACACUGAGGUGGAGGAGGCUGAGCAGGUGUACCUGCUGAUGAAAGAGGAGUACAGGAUUUCACGCAACGUGCGUCUGUCCUGGUUCCUCAACCGGCUCAAUCAGGCCGUUCGGCCCAGUCCUCUGUCUGAGCUGCUGAAGUCAGAGAACGAGCUGGAUGUUUUGAGCGUCCUCCCGAAAGGAGGCCCCCCCGACUCUCCUUCCUCGUCUUGCCCGUGUCUGCUGGUUCCCUCCACACACGUCACCUUCCUGGCGCGCAGGUACCGCUUCAUCAUCGAGCUGGACCUGAGCCCGUCCACCGGGAUCGUGGAUGACAGCACAGGAGAGAUGAUCUUUGAUGAAGUCUUCCACGCUCUGUCUCGGUGCUUGAUUGGUCUGGCAAAACCCUUUAAAGUCCCAGGAACUGAUCACGUGUUCCAGCCAGAGAUCUUCAUCACUAUUCUGGCGUAUUCCUCCAUCAUUGGCCUUAGUUCUCACCAGGUGUUGGUUCAGGGCUGUCAGCUGGACUGUAUGGAUUUGGAGCAGUUCUUGCAUCAGAUCUAUCAGCAGCUGAGAGCCGUGGAGAGCAGCAUCGCUGACGUCCUACAGCAGCAGCACAAUCAGUUCAGUGGAUCUGUCUAUCAGUCCUUCUCUAAUGAUGCAGUGGAGGACCUGUCUCAGAGGAAGCUGGGGGUUUCCAUGGUGACGGCUGAUGUCGGGCUGGUCAGUAUGGUGAGGCAGGGGAUUCUCGCUCUGCAACUCCUGCCUCCAAACUCUGGUGCUGGAAUAAUAAUCAUCACAGAUGGAGUGACGAGUGUUCCUGAUGUAGCUGUGUGUGAAACACUACUGAACCAGCUGAGAAGUGGAACCAUUGCCUGUUCGUUUGUCCAGGUGGGCGGCGCUUACUCCUACGACUGUAGUUUUGGCUACAUCCCCAACGUGGAGCUGAUGAAGUUCAUCUCCAUGGCAACCUUUGGCUCCUACCUGUCCAUGUGUCCAGAGCCUGACUCUAGAGGCGAUGAGAUGAACGCUUACCAUCGCGCUUUCCUCACGUACUCCUUCCUGAGGACCGGCGAGUCCAUGAACCCAGAGUACUACUGCUUCUCCCAGCACAGGCUCUUUAAUGAACACCUGGUGUCGGCCAGUGGAAACCCCGCCUUAGUGAUGCGCAGGAAGAAACACACGGAGAAGGAAGUGCACGCUGACUUGAUCAGUGUCCUGUCCAUCAGACUGCGAGAGGGAUACACCAUCCGAGAGAUCAACAUCACUAAAGGAGGAAGUCAGCUGGAGGUGAAGCUGGUCCUUCUCUGGAAGCAUAACAUGCGUGUCGAGUACCUUGCCGUGGCAUCCUGGCCCCUGAAUCCAGUCAAACGCACCACCUGGGUGGAGGUGACCAUAGAGGGCAGCUACGACAUCCUCCAUGACAUCAGCUGCACCAUGCGGAAACCAAUCACAAGCCCCUACCGGACGUCUGUCAUCCGCCGCUUCUGGAACACACUGCAGAGCAUAAAUCAGACAGACCAGAUGUUGGUGCACCUGCAGUCCUUUAAUUCCAUCCCAGAACACUACACCAUCCCCGAAAGCACGAAAAAUGGGGUUCCUCUGUUUUACAUCCCACCUGGAUCCACAACACCGGUCCUCUCUCUCCAGCACAGUGGCUCUAAAGACUCCAGCCAAUCACAGUUUGCCUCCUACUGGAAGCCCAUCCUGUCCAUGGACGCCAACUUCUGGCAGCGCUGGCUGCACAUGCAUCGCAUCGCUAUCAUUCUGGAGCAUGACGUCCCGGUCCCAAAGCACGUGCACAACGCUGGCAGUAACGGUCGCUUCAGUACCAUCCAGUGUCGCAUCUCUCACUCGGCGCUCACCUCGCUGCUCAGGGACUGGAGCAGUUUCGUCCUGGUGGAGGGAUACUCAUACGUCAAACUUAUCUACAGUGCCUCUGAGUUGCCGCCUGUCUCCUUCUAUCUGGUGCGUCUGAUCUCUAAAGCUCCCUGCAUGGUGCUGCGAUUGGGCUUCCCGAUAGGAACUCUGGCACACUCCAGGAACAAGAUUGUGGAUGAACUUCAAGAGCAGAUCCUACGGCUGCGGUUCCCUCAUCGAGUCCAGAAUAAGGAGGCCACGCCAAAAACUAAACGGAAGAUUCUGGGUAACGCGUCGCCCUCCAAAUCCCCGCCUCUUCCUGCAGCCAAACCGGCGCUGUCUGACCGGCCGUGUGUGGUGGUGCUCAACAAACCCCUCGAAAAACUACUGAUCAGGUACGAGAAACUUCCGUCAGAUUUCCGCACCCCUUUCAUCUUAAACAUGGAGCCGUUCGCUCAGCCGCCCAUCAUGGGCGCCCCUCUCAGCAUGGCUGCCAGCAGAACGGCGUCCUCCACCAUGGCGUCUCUGUCCCGCUACUUCCUGCACCAGCGCUGGGUUUGGGCUGUGCAGAACGGUCCGGGAACCGCUGUAUCGCUGCACGCAGUCGCUCAUAUCCUCUCAAUGCUCUGCGAUAUUCGUCUGUCGGAAGGCUUCCACUUUGCCGCCAGCGGGGAGGGUAUCGUCAACAUGGUGGCAGAACUGCCAAUGCAGAGUCCGUCAGCUGAUUUAAACGGAGAAAAACACACCUGCAUAGUCCAGUACAUCCUUUUCCCGCCUCAUUCCACUUCUACUAAGGACAGUUUCUCCACAGAUGAUGACAAUGACACUGAGGUGGAGGCCAUAGAUGUGGACACAGAGCUGAGUUUGGUGACGGAGUGCUGGGUGGAGCCUCAGAGCGGAGCCGUCUGUAGCUCACUGGAGCAGCAGAGACACUUUCAUCAGCUCACCUACCAGGAGAUCCCUCAGGCUAUCUUUCCCCGUGAUCUGUCGUGCAUGACAACGAUGAUCACUUUUGAAUACCUCAGCCAGCUGUGUCAGAAUAAAGAGCAGGUGUGUCCUCUCAGAGAUGCUCCAGGCGAGCUCCCCGCUGCUGCUGCUGAUGACUGCAUACACGCUGUGCCUUUCCAGUUCGACCUGAUGAAACUCUUGCCCAAGUGCCAGCAGAUCGAGCUCUUCUUCUACACCUUCAGCCGAGAGGGUCAAGCGGACGCCUCCCGUAGCGCCUCCUGUCUGCCCAACGAUCUCCUCCUCAGCCUCUUCCACGGCUCUCUGCAGAAUGAGCUCAGUGAUCGAGAGAUCCCAUUGACCGACGGCGAUCAUGCGGCGUUCAUGCAUCGCAUCCUAGAGCGGGAAAGGGACGGUCAUGUGGCUCCAUUCUCACUUCCUGUCAUUAAAGAAGAGAGCUUGAAGACUCCGGAGAGGCAGGACACUGUUCUUUCUUUCCACACAAUAGGAAGCAGUAAAGAGGUGACAGGCUCCUCCAGCACACUACAGAGCUUCAGUAAUGCAGAUCUUGUAGACGACGAGCCAGCUGGCGCGGAGCAGGACUGCUUAUCUCCUCACUGGAAAUGUUACGCCAAAUACAUCAGCCAUCAGCAGAUCCUGCUCACUUUCCUGCCAGCUACAUUUACAGAUGUGCAGCUUUUGAUGUCUUCUGGGCUGGAAACUGAACCUCCAAUCAAUAGCGGUCUCCUGGAAGAGAAGGGGACCUGUUGUCAGGACAACGGCCAAUCACAGGCUGACUCCAUCAGCAGCUCUGCCAAUGGUCCACAAGUUGGAACAGGUCAACAUGGAGGAGACAGGAAGGGGUCCACGGUGGACCCAGAAGCAGCACUGGAGACAUCUGCAGGACAGAGCAGCAUGAACGCAAGUGAUGCUGCUUCAGAGGAGAAGGACGGCGUUCAGUUUCUGGAGCCGCAGAAGCGAGACUGUCACAUCACGUUUGGCAGACAGACGUCUCAGCAGAGCAGUGCUGACGCAGCACGACCCCGCUGCCCCAUCUACAUCUACAACUGCUCACUGGACUCCCUCAAAGAGCAGCUGGUCCACCCGCGCUCAGGACGCCAGCCCAGAGACGUCUUCUUCAGAGCUCAAGAGACAGACUCCUGGGAGUUCAGUCAGCAGCCCAAAUACAGGUCAAUCUCUCAGGAGCGCAGCAGCGCCUGCUCCUGGACUGAGCUCAUGACGCACCCUCACAAACACAAAGAACUGGCCAACUACUGCAGCUUGCUGCAGGAGCACUACUACCAGAGCUAUGUCAAAGGUGUUUAUCGCAGUCUGCAGCAGUCGCACAAUGUGAGCUCACAAGACCUACUGACGGCUAUGGACUACUGCGAGGAGUCGCUGCAGGAGAUCGACAUCACUUCCUUCCUGCAGACGCUCUGCGGACACGUGCGUGUGUUUCGUGAGCGUCACGAGCUUCAUGGCUCUGUCAAUGUAAGCAAGUCCAGGAACGCUCCCACCACCUUCAUCAUCGGAGAGGAAGAGGAUGAUGGAGCUGACAGAGCCACACUGGUGUCUUCAUCCAGUAUUGAGCUGGAGGAUGUGAGUGAAGGCGAGUCCAGAGGGAAAGUCUCUGCUCCCACAUCCCUGCUGGACCUGGACGAACCAAAGUCUCCAAAAAUCCCAGAAUUCCCUCUGUCUCUCCUCCAGUCCCAGCAGAAAUGUGAAGUGUAUCCUGAUUUACACAAAAUCAUACAGGAUAAGUUCAUGGAAAUUGGUGCUCAGUAUUUCAAGACGGUACCGUCCAAUCCACAUUAUUUCUUUUACUGCCUUCCAUCUUCCAAAAAAGAGGAGGAUUCAGACAGAGAGGGAGAGCGGAGAGCCAGCGAGGACUGUGAGGUGUCUGAAGCUGAACUCGCCACAGAAGACGAGAACGUGUCGGGCUGCUGCAUCGUGACGGAGAGUGACACGGAUCUGGAGGUGGAGUAUCAGGAUUGUGGGAAUGGCAGAGCGGAGGCUGGAGGACAGGGAGCAGGUGAAGGCGAGUCUCCGUCGGACUCCAACACGGUGAACCAGGAUGAGGACUCCUUCAGUAUUCUGGACGGAGACUCUCUGCUGGAGGUGGAGGGUCCGCAGCCGGAGAUGCCGCCUCUGUUUGUGCACCUCACCUGCUCCGUCAACAUGAAGAGCUGCCAUGGCUCCAUGCCCACGCAAACACUGCCAACCUGUCUGGGUGAAGUCAUUACCAGUCUUGAGAAUGCUGAGAGUCUUCAGUCGGUGGAUCUGAACGAGUUGUCUGUCACUCUUGAUAUCUUCGUGCUCACGUUACCUCUGGAGAUCGAGGUCAUGACUCCUGACUUCCACCACAACAGAUACACGUCUGAGAGCAGCGUGUCUCUGAACCGCUCUCCUGGACAGCCCUCGUCCUAUCGCUCUGACGAGGAGCUCAUGGCUAAUCUGGACGGCCUGCGCGGGGUCGGUGUGGAAAGUAUGUCUGGAGAUCCCCUGUCCAAACUUCCUAUUCCGCACAAAAUGGCUGUUUUAGCCACCAUGGAUGAGAUCCGUUGGCUGUUGGAGGAUGAGAUAGUCUCCGCUCUGCGGCACUCGUCUGUUAUCAGCUCCUCCACGCUGCAGAAAGUGUCGGAGCACGUGUGUCGCUCCAGCGGCCGCCCGCAGUGCCACUGUGAGCUCGUUCCCUUGCAGUUCGUAUUUGGUCCCGAGCAGUCGCUGGAAAAGUUUCAAGAGGAGUUCAAGAGGUUAUCGCUUCCUGGUUACCUGCUGAACGCCGAGCAGCACAACUUUCACUACGUCUCACUGAGUCGCCAGCAGUCUCACAGGCUUCAGGCCGCGACACAGCUGUCUAACAUCGCUGCUCAGUACUCAACAGCUGCAGGAACAGUGUCUCGGCAGAGCAGCCUGUGUCCUGAGGUGGAGGACGGAGCCAGAGCAUCAGCAAACAGAGAUGCAGAGUCCAAGAAAAAAGAGCCCGACACUGAGCUGGUGGAGUGUGGAGAAGUGCAGAGGGCUGAUGAGGACACGCGGCCUGCAGCAGCUGAUUCAGCCAGCGAGUCUCUCUCCGAGACCUCUGACCCCGGGCAGCUGAAACAGGCCGACGCGGAGGAGACUCGACCUCAGAGUGACGCUCACCUGCAGGCGGGCAGCAGCAGCACCGAGCGCUCAUCUGAUCACACGUCGCCUCCCAAAACCCCCUCCGCCGCCAGCCUGGUCGAGUCCGUGCAGUCCACCACACACAGCAGUGGGAAAUUGCGUCCCAGUCGAGUUCAGAGCGUCGUUUCCAGUCAGGGCAGCCUGGACUCAGACAUGCUCGGUUAUGAUGGAGGCAGCAGUGAUUCUGAGUGCGACGGACCCACAAUGAAUGAGCAGGAGAGACAGACGCCGCUCAUGCCUGAUUUCUGGCUCAUCAUCAGAAUUCAUCAGGACAGAGUGGAGGUUUUUUCUCAUGCCAGGAGGACUGUGCAAAUGAAUUGGAUCCGGUCGACCACCGAGAUGAACGCUCAAAUGCUUCAUCUGUAUCACUACAAUGCAGAUGAGAGCUAUCAGCCGCGGGACUACCUUGCCGCCACCAUGCAGUUCAUCCCGGGUUACUUCGCCUGUGACGUGGUCUGGAGCACCGUUAUUUACAUUCACCCGCGCCUUAAAAUGGGGCCCAACAUGGGCGUGUCCCGGGCUAUCCAGGCUCUGCGCUCCGUUCUAAAUGCUUUCUGUGUGGUAAACCGCAAAAACAUGUUUGUUUAUCAGGAGCGCACCACCAAAUCUGUGUUCUACCUCCGACUCUCCGAGACGUCUCAGGCAGGGAAGUACAGUGAUUUGGAUGGAAACGUGCACGUGUCGCGCUCUGUCGGUCUGGCUCGCAGCCAGGAGCCGCUGGGCUCUGAGGACCUCACGGCAUCACGCUCUUCUCUGGAAGGCUCAAGGCCGGUUGGACUGGUGGACAAACACAUUUUGCUGCAGGUGCAUGGCGUAGGGACCGCAGGUCCAGAGAUCUCUGAUGAACUGGUGAAGGUUUUGAGGAAGCGUCUGGACGAGGCCACGCUGGACAUUAUUACGGUCAUGCUGGUCAGAAACUGCAAACUGACGCCUGCAGAUGUGGAGUUCAUUCAGCCUCCCGGCUCUCCGGCGACGGAGGUGAUGGUUGUCAGAAUCAGAGAGCAAAGUACAAUGUCGGACCUUGUUCAGAAUCUCUUCCCAAUCUCUCAGUUUGAAGGUAUAAGAGCCUCCAGCCUCUUCACUGUUGUGCUGUGUGUUCUGUGGCGCCCCCACUGGCUGAGUGUGUUCUGUUCUCCAUCACUCUCUCCUCUAACCCUGCUCUCCCCAGGUAUCGCCUGCAUCGCGCUGUCGUUCGUGGACGCUAAAGGCUGCGCGCUGCAGGUUCCCGCUCAGGACGGCAGCGGCCCGGCUCUCAGAGGAGACGUCUCCAGCAUCUCCCUCCAGCCGGACCAGUUCGAGGCCUUGACGACUGUCGUCAGCCAGAGCUCAGGUGCAGCCGUGUGUGUGCGCUUCGACGUGUGGGAGCAGGGUAACAUCAGCCCGCUGCAGCUGACCGACCAGCUCCGGGCGGCUCUACGCCAUGCCCUCUGCGACAUCCUCAUGGAGAUGCGCGUGCUGCCAAACCCGUUGUGUCUGGACACCUUCUGCCUUCCUGCAGCCGCCCAGCGGGACGAGAGCACAGUUGCCUUGAGUCUCCUGCAGUCUGACAGUAAGGAGCUGAAGGAGAGCGUUCGGCGGCCCAGUGGAGCUCAUGGGCUCAAGAGCAGCCCGUCUCCCAUCAGCCUGAGUUCUGUGCCCAGCUCCACCCCGACCACUGGAACCAGCACGCCCGAGUCCACCACACCCACCGGCAAAACCACGCGCCGCAGCUUCUGGGAAAUGCUGAGUAAACCAGAGACUUCUGAGCUUGGCGGUCCGAAGACGACGGAUGACAUUGUACCGGAGCGUGUCGAGGACAGUCGCGUGAGCCGGCGGAGACACAAGACGGAGAGCGUCAAACAGCAGUGGAACCAUGAGAAAGCCAUGGCAGUCGAGCAAGAGCAGGUCCAGAGGAGGCAUGCAGUCCAGCUGGAGGAAGGUGAUACAGGCACUCUUCAGCCCAUCUACCAGACCACGUACCUGCCCUGGGUCACCUUCAUGAACAGACUGGGUUGUCCUUCCAUCCAGCACUGUUCAGCUGAAGCCUCGCAUCAUUUCCUCAUGCCCUCCAUCCUCACAGAGACGGUCAAUCUGGUCGGCUCACUGGCCGGUGACACGGCAGUCAAAGUGUUUGAAAGAACCAGCUGUCCUCAGGGAGACAUCUAUGUCCCCCUGUCAAUCAUCCAGCACAUCAGCCAACCACCUGGCACCACCAGGAGCUUCAUUCUCAUUGGUCGCAACUUCAGCCAAUGGCACUGCAGUACAGAACAAGAAGACAGUUCAGAUGAAGAGAACAGUCCUGUACUAAAUAGGUGCACACCUCAUAAGGGCCUGCAGCGGUUCGAGGGUUUGGAGCACAGUGAUUGGCUGAGCCCGGGGCAGGCCGUGAGGGGCGUGGCUCCACGCCAGCGCUUCCUAUACAUACAGAUUGUCAAUAAGAAGGUGACUCUGUACACGUAUAACUGGUCGGUGGAUCUGGGCGUCUCUCUGAAUCAGGGUCUGGUCAGACUGGUGCAGUGGCAGAACGCCCGCGCUCAUGUGGUCAGCUGCCUCCUGAGUCAGAAAAUGGGCCUUUUCCAUCAUUACUGCUUCUCUGAUACACCUACACAUGAGGACCUGAAACAGGAGCCCAACCCAUUCCUGAGCUCCACGAUCGAGGCGGACGCUCUGUUGAGGAGUCCGGUUCCUCCGGCCGUGAGUAAGGAUCAGGGUCGGAUGGGCAGCUCUACUCGUGCUCUUCCUCCUCUGGCCUUCCCCGGAGAACUCGUGCCCUUUGAUGAAGCUCUGAGAGACGUGAACACAGUGAGGCCCCUGAGCAGUCAGGACGGACCCGAUAUAGUCGCUCGCCAUGGAGCCCAGCUACUGGAGGUCAAAGCCGCUGAGCGCAGAGAGCUGGAGAGACAGAUGAAGAUUGAGAAUCUGUUUGUGACGUGGCAGCAGCGCUCGGCUCAGUCCAACAUGCCCAUCUCUGUGGCGGAUCUGGACACACUGAAGCAGUCGUCUCGGCUGGUCCAUUACUGCGCCACUCCGCUGCUCUUUGACCCCGUCUUCCGGAAACGGGUUCAAGAGGAACAGCUGCCUCAGCCACAGAUGAAGAAGCGGCAUCGCUCCAGUGACUCUACAGCGUCCGGCCGCGAUCGCAGCUACAGCAUGGAUUCUGCAGACAUGCUGCCGAGUCGUCUGAAGGAGGAGCCGUGGCUGCAGGAGAUCUCCAGCAUGUUCCUGCAGCAGUAUGUGCAGUAUCUGCAGAGCAUGGGCUUCAUCCUGGUGCAGGUCCGGCCGCAGUCGCCCGCUCGCAGCAUCGCUCGAGCUCGAGCCGCCAUGUUGAGUUCUUUAUCCACCGAAGGCAGAUCUUCCUUCUCCUCUUUCUCAUAUAAUAAGCAGAAGAGUGAAGACAGCCCCAAGAGCAAUGCAUCGAGCUCGGCGUCGUAUCAUCUGCAGAGGGCGCUGCCAGGAGGAAUCGUGCUGAUGGAGCUGGCUUUUCAAGGCUGUUAUUUCUGCGUGAAGCAGUUUGCAUUAGAGUGCUCAAGGAUUCCCAUGGGUCAGACGGUUAAUUCUCAGCUGUCCAUGCUGUUCACCGAGGAGUGUGAUAAGGUGCGGGAUCUGAUGCACGUUCACUCCUUCAGCUACGACUUCCACCUGCGUGUGGUGCAUCAGUACCUCGUGGGCUGUCACAUGACCCUGCGGCAGGGGUACCAGCUCACGGCCUUUCUGGAGGACUUCAUCGCCCAUCACCCUGACAUACCCAAGUUUGGACGCAACCAUGUCUUCCAGGGGAGUUUCUCCAUAUCGACGGGGAUGAUCACAGCGCAUCAGCUGUAUAAUUACAUCACUGAUCACGCCGGCACUUACGGGAUGAAGCCCCUGCGCAUGUCUAAAUCUGCAGUUACCACCGAUAACAAGAAGGGGGCGCCGAGCGCAGAUCUGCACGAGUACGUGCUGGUCGCUCUGUGGAACAGCUCUGGCUCGUUUAAGGAUCUGGAGGGAUUGCGACACCAUGAUGACUUUGACGUGUCGCUGCUGGUUUGUCAUAACGCCGCCCCGUUUGAGGAGCAGUCGGAGGGAGAGAGACACCUGCUCAGGCUGCGUUUCUAUGUGAUCAUGACCAGUCAGAGGGAGCUGUUCCCGCGUUUGACUGCAGACAUGCGGCGCUUUAAGAAGCUUCCCCAGAUCCACCGUGACCCCAGUGACCUGAGCGACCGCGUCCCUGCAGAGCGGAUGGAGGCCGGCGGGGAAUCUGAACUGGAUCUGUGGGAGGACACCACCGCCCCCGUCACCCCUGCAGCCAGCCCUGAGUCUGACCCCAUGGAGAGCCUCCUGCACGCAGACGCAGACACAGACGACUCCCAGGGGCUCUUCUACCUGUGUCCUCUCUUCCCCCUGCUCAGUUCGGAGGUGCUGUCUGCUCGCCGGCAGAUUCAGAGCAGCGUGGAGCAGGCCAUGGGCCACUGCCGCAGGGAUAACCUCUGGAGGAGGCUCUUUCACGGAGAGCACUUGGCUCUGGAUAAACUCAAACUCAGCAAGCUGGCCUUCGGUGAACUGGAAGAGCUGCUGGAUGCUGUGCAGAGCAGAUCGGUCUCUGAGAUUGACCCGCAGCUGGACUGUUUCCUGAAUAUGAGUCCCGCCUGGUACCAGAGUCUCAUCAAAGUCCUGCUGUCCCGCUUCCCACAGAACUGCAGGCACUUUAAAGACGACGGCGGCGGCAUACAGUAUCUGGCCGUCCUGAACCAGAAGUUCACAGACUGUUUUGUGCUCGUUUUCCUGGACACACAGGCAGGAAAAACGAGUCUGAAGGUGGUUUUCAGGGAGCUGUUACCUGCGCAGACGCAGUCGAGCAGCAGUCCUCCACCGCAGCUGGUCUCCAUGUACCACCAUCUGGAGUCGGUCAUCAACACCGCCUGCUACAACCUCUGGACGGGCCUGCUGUGAACCUGUGUUUCUGCCAGCGGUGCAUCAGACGGAGUCAAGUGUCUGAAGUGGGUUUGUGCAAAGAUUGAGCUUUGAGCCGCCCGUCCCUCGCAGACUGAGACUGAACAUGUCUCGUGUGUGUGUAAUGCGUGCUGCGUCGGCCAGGUCGCAUCCAUUUAAGCAAUUGAAUUGCCAACAUUUUGCACAGGAAACCGGCUAAAUGUGCCGCCCUGUUGAUUGAAGGGCGAUUAUCCAGGAGGGUGUAUUUAUUGCGUGUGAAACUCCGCUGGUUUGUCAAAACCAUACUGUCCUUCUGUAGUCUAGUGUUCAUUUGUGCUGUGUUUUCUUCAUCUCCUCUCAGUUGCUGAUGUCGUUUCUGUAGCCUAUGUGCAAUUUGUUUUGUUUUUUGACCAACAUGAUUGUCUUUACUGCCGUUUUUUCAUCCCGAAAGUGCCUUUAUUUUGUUUUCAUAUGAACUUGAUGGGAGCUAGCUAGUGUAUUAUGUUCACCUUUCAAGAGGAAUCUCUUAAAGGGACAGUUCACCCAAAAAUGAAAUUGUCAUAAUUUAC
Sinocyclocheilus grahami is the source of this 11521-nucleotide messenger RNA. Its product is annotated as protein SZT2-like. The record is from RefSeq and is a predicted model, not a curated record. Bases 102 to 10973 code for a protein of 3623 amino acids. NCBI's taxonomy places the organism in Eukaryota, Metazoa, Chordata, Actinopteri, Cypriniformes, Cyprinidae. The transcript is spliced from 74 exons. Gene Ontology annotation, cellular component: peroxisome.